AUGCAAUUCUACAUCCCAGCCGCCGUCGCGCUCAUGGUUGCCGGCGUCAUGGCCGCUCCAGGUUCUGCCCCCGCCACCCUCGAGGCGAGAAGAACCUGUGUCGGGGGCGCCAUCGUGUGCUCUUACAACAAUGGUGGACGCUGCAUUGUCCCCUGCAUUUUCAAGUGCAGAUGCCCUCCCGACUGGGACGGUGGACACAACAGCGCCAGCGGCUGCGGCAUCAUGUCCAGUCGUACGGGUCAGUGCUUCCCGUAG
Molecule: messenger RNA, 255 nt
Organism: Colletotrichum higginsianum IMI 349063
Lineage: Eukaryota; Fungi; Ascomycota; Sordariomycetes; Glomerellales; Glomerellaceae
Exons: 1
Coding region: 1-255 (84 amino acids)
Source: RefSeq, a predicted model, not a curated record